AGAAACAUGGCGGUUCAACAUGGUGGACUCCAUGGAAGACAACCUGCAGCGUAGAUAUUUACGGCUCUUUCCAAGCUUCAGAGUCCCUACAGAGGUUGUCCAGCUCAAUCGGGGUCAUUGUUCACUAUCUAUGGCUCGAAUUGACCAACAACCAAUGGCAGAAAAACCCUUGAUAGACUGGGACAGCGGUGUGUUUGACUGCUUUGAGGAUGCGAGUACUUGCUGCUAUGGUUUCUGGUGCUGUCCUUGCCUUGCCUGCACAGUUUCAGGACAAUUUGGAGAAAACCAGUGUCUGCCAUUAUGCGACGUAUGCAGCCCUGCAAUACUCGCAGCCUGUGGGAUACCAUUCUUUGUUCCUCCUGCACUCUUGUCUCUAAGGGCCUCCAUGAGAAACAGAUAUGGAAUCAAGGGUUCUCUCUGUGAAGACAUCCCAGUUUCCUGUUUCUGCGUCUGGUGCGCCUGGUGUCAGAUGCAUCGCGAGUUAAAACAUCGCAAGAAGAGUCCCACUGUCGUCAAUGCGCAGCCUCACACCUUUGUCAAUGCGCAGCCUCAAACCUUUGUCAAUGUGCAGCAGAACGCUCCACAGAUGAUGGCUCCCCAACCUGUUUUCAUGAGCCAACCAGUCGUCAUGAUGUCAUACUGAGCUUUGUGGCUUCUCAUUGGUCUGCUGUCUCUAAUGAAGGUAAUAUGAUUCAGAUCAUGCUGCGGUUUGUUUUACUGACAAAAAGACUUCCUCUCUUGAUAAUCAUGAUUCAAUCAAUUACAGUAACACUAUGGUAAUAGUAAUUAUACGUAACUUGGUCUUCUUGUUUAUGCCUACAGGGUCAAAUUAUUUUAGUUGUCUGAAGUUUUUCUGUUAAAACAAACAAAAAAUGAGGCAAUCUGUGGUUUGAGUUAAAUCUGAUCUGAUCAAUACAACUCAUAUUCAAACAUAUCCAAUUGCAUCAAUCAAAUUAUUCUUAUUAUUUUGAGUUCCAAGGUGAAUUUAAUGGAUAUUUAAUAUUUAAUAUGAUGCACUUAUGAUAGGUUUAUGUAAUUAGUAUAAAAUAUAAAACCUAAUAUGCUGGUGAACAGAAUUUUUGUCUUAAUAUGUAUUAAAUUGUUGUUCAUUUCAGUUUCAUUUUUAAGCUCAAAAUUUAUUCAGUUUCAUUGUAAUUUCCGUUCAAAUGUUUUUUUCCAUCUGUGGGGAGAUGCAGCCUAUUUGCACAUGACUCAUACAGCAGGUCAUGGCUGCUCAAGAAUUCUGUAUUAGUUUGUUUCCCAAGAGAAAAAAAUGCUCUUAAAUCACUCAAACAAACCACUAAAGAGCCAAUAUGUUUGUAAGAGUGGUUCUUGCUCGAGGCCCCAAGUUCUCAUGAUUUACAGGCUUGACCUGGCAGUAGUAUCAUAGUAAUCAGCUGAUCACAUUAGAGAACACCUUUAGGAAAUGAAUGCCUGGCUGAGUCUAUCGUAGAGUACGGUAAAACAUCAUUACACAACAUUACAAAAAGUAUGCUAAAGAAACCCUGUCUGACUGCAUUUGAACAAACAAUUGCAGACAUUAGUCAUCUGUACACAAUGCCUUCCUUCUAAAACAGGGACACCUAAAGUGAGCCCUACGGGACAAAGUAAAACGUUCUGAUAUAAAAUUCCUGUUUUAUUUUUUAUGCAAUUUUUAUAUAUAUAUUUAAAUGCUCUUUAAAUAUGUAAGAUUCCUAAUAAUUUUUCAUAACUGAGCAUGGAGGGCAGAGUGACAACUUUCACACGAAGUCAGUCAAUUAAGGGAACUUGGGAUCUUAGUACCAUUUUGCAUCUUAACAGUACAAUACAAUAAGGGUGUCCUUUUGGCCCGUGGCCCAUCAUUUAGCUUCAGUUUUGGCCCUCCAAGGGAAAAUGUUUGUUCUGAAAGCAGAUUUCUAAUUUCUAGCAUUCAAAUUAAUUCCAUAACGGAUAAUAAAGCUUAACUAGAGAUUAUGUUGCUUUUGUUGCUGACUAACACUGAGACUUGUAGCACCAGAUUCAGGGACUUACUGGUAUGUUUGGUCAAGGAUAAACUUUUUUUACUUACAAGCAUUUACAUCACUUGUUAAUAGCCAUUAUACAUUUUGUUCUUGUUGUGAUUAAUUUGUCUAAUCAAGCACUUGAAUAAAAUUUCUUUACACCAUU
Molecule: messenger RNA, 2145 nt
Organism: Dicentrarchus labrax (European seabass)
Lineage: Eukaryota; Metazoa; Chordata; Actinopteri; Moronidae
Product: cornifelin homolog
Exons: 5
Coding region: 20-643 (207 amino acids)
Source: RefSeq, a predicted model, not a curated record